Messenger RNA from Alternaria rosae, 1451 nucleotides. RefSeq lists its product as uncharacterized. The transcript has 7 exons. The record is from RefSeq and is a predicted model, not a curated record. Bases 292 to 1362 code for a protein of 356 amino acids. NCBI's taxonomy places the organism in Eukaryota, Fungi, Ascomycota, Dothideomycetes, Pleosporales, Pleosporaceae.
UAUAACUUCGGGCAAUACUGGGAAUAUUUACAGGUUUCACCUCGUAUGAGACACUCCUUUGCUAUCGAUCAAGGUAUGCUUUCCUGACGGGGACAUAAUAGACCGCGUAAAGGCCGCGCUGAAUCCUACGCGGUUUCGUCCUCUUGGACACCCAAUACGCUGGGAACGGUCGGAACUGUGUAGACGCUGAAUCGCCAUGCCUAGUGUUUUGAUGUGUUCUCUCAUAAGAGCGAAGUGAACAGUCUAUUCAACCACUAUUUUGAACGAAACCGCUGUGAACAAGCCACGGCGAUGGGUUGGACCUACAAUACUCCGGACGAUGUCGCCAAUGAGGGGCCGCAAAUUACCGCUAUCGCAAUCGUUUUCACAGCAGUGUCACUGUUGGUCCUGACCCUUCGUUUCUACGUGCGCGGCUGCAUAACCAAGGCCAUUGGAGCUGAUGACUGGAUACUAGUUGUGACUUGGAUAGCAUCUUGUGGCUUCGCUGUUGUGACUAUCAUCCAAACCAAAUGGGGACUUGGACUCAAGCAUCUCAGAGACAUGCCCGAUGAAAACCUCUUCAACUUCGGACUUAUACAGUACAUGGGUGCACCAUUCUACAUAACAAGUAUACUGGGCUUCAAACUCAGUCUACUGUUGACCUAUCUACGUAUCAUGCCAAAGGGCGCGUCGCGCAACGCUACCAUCACCGUAAUAGUCGCAUGCAUACUCUUUCACCUCUGCUUUCUGGUUGUUCAAACCAACCUUUGCCAGCCGGCCGCAAAACAAUGGGACCCUUCCAUCACCUGGGGCCAGUGCCUGCCGGCCGUCCCUUUCUAUACCAGCAUGGCAUCUUUAACCAUCGUCUUCGACGUGGUGGUCAUGUUCCUACCCUUCCCCGUCCUCCUCAAAAGCCACCUCCAGAAGCGGAAGAAAGUCGCCCUGCUGUGCCUCCUCGCCUUAGGCACAUUCAUCACGAUCAUCCAAAUCCUACGCAUCCGGACCGUUCGAAAUCUCGCCAACUACCUCGAUUCAAGCAGCCUCAUUAUGUGGUCGACUGUCGAGAACAACUUGGGUAUCAUCGUCGCGUCGGUACCAACACUAGCACCUCUCUUCAAAUCAUUUGUUGAGAAGACACAAAAGAGCUCAUAUGGUAACUCGGCGACAAGAUCGAAGUCUUUGUACGCCCUAAAGUCGAGGCGUAGUACCAGGCAAGGUUCUAUUCCACUUGGGAGCGGUGUUCAUCAAGCAACGCACGUCACUGGGCCUUUUGAGAGGGAAAGUGAGGAAUUCAUAAUGGGCGAUGUCGCUGCUAUAACAAAGAGAACCGAGGUAACUGUUUCGUCUCGCGCUCGUGGAGAAUCAGACAGGCUUGGCCAGUAGUAUCUCUUGUGAUAAUUUUGUGUUCUUAUCACUAUGUUAAUUCAUCCAAAUCUCUUUAAUUGUGAAUCUCGAAACUGUAAUUAUGGUAG